UAAAAAUAGCUGGAAUCAUUUUCUUUAUUGAAUGUUGUUUGUUGUUUUUGUAUAUUUUUGUUAUAUUCUUUUUUUGAAAUACUCCAUUAUACGUGUAAAGGAGUAUACGCAAGUAGAAGUAACAUUGUAGCACAAAAAUGGACAGUAACAGUGUGGGAAGAUGAAACGCAAAAUCAGAAUCAAAUAUUGAAAUAAAUGUGACACAUCCUCUGUGCUGCCUUCAGGAGCCGUCGGGAACAUCAGUCUCUGAGUGACACAGUGCUACUGUACAGUCCGGUUUAAUUUAAAAUGUAUAUUCUUCUGUAUUGCCUCACUGACAUAUGUUCACUGUGUGAUUUGUCACCGACGGACCACGCGGGUCACCUGCGGUCAGGUGACCUGCAGCGACCAGACAGAGCGUGGAGAUCAGCUUUACGCUCAGCACCUGAACGCAGCACGCCGCUCCCCCGCACCGCACCGCACCGCCUCGUCACCGCCGGAGCGUCACAUUCCCCUUCUCCUCUGCAGCCUCAGAGCUCCGAGGCGAGUCCAGGAGGAGACCCAGGACGAGGACGAGGACCAGGACCAGGACCAGGACCAGGACCCGAGCCGGAGCCGGGGUGAGGACGUCCCGGCCGCCGGAGCAGGAGCAUGUCCUCCUGAGCGGGUUGACCCGGACGUGGAGUGUGAUGCCGCCGUGUGAUGGGAGAAUCAGCCGAGCAGGAUGGGCAACAAGCAGACAACCUUCACCGACGAGCAGCUGGAGGCGUUUCAGGACUGCACCUUCUUCACUCGGAAAGAAAUCCUGCGGUUACAUGGCAGAUACCGUGAACUGGCUCCACACCUGGUUCCGCUCGACUACACCAACAACCCCGACAUCAGGGUUCCUCUGACGCUCAUCACCUCCAUGCCCGAGCUGAAGGAGAACCCGUUCAGAGACAGAAUCGUGGAGACGUUCUCAGAGGACGGUCAGGGGAACCUGAGCUUCAACGACUUUGUGGACAUGUUCUCCGCUCUGUGUGAAACGUCGCCCCGAGAGCUCAAGACCAUCUACGCCUUCAAGAUCUACGACUUCAACAGGGACAACUUCAUCUGUAAGGUGGACCUGGAGAAGAUGCUGAACAAGCUGACCAAAGGCGAGCUGACGCCGGAGGAGGUCACGCUGGUCUGCGACAAGGCCGUGGAGGAGGCCGACCUCGACGGCGACAGCAAACUGUCCUUCGCCGACUUCGAGAACAUGGUCUCCAAGGCCCCGGACUUCCUCAGUAACUUCCACAUACGAAUAUGAGGAAAGAUGUCGGACCCCCCCUCGACCCAGUGCCUGUCUCACCUGUGGAGAGUCCUCUUCUCCUGCAGAACCGGAGACCAGACUCUGGUCUGGACUAUGGUCUGGACUCUGACAUCUGGUCUGGACUCUGGUCUGGACUCUGGUCUGGACUCUGGUCUGGACUCUGACAUCUG
Messenger RNA from Scophthalmus maximus (turbot), 1440 nucleotides. Its product is annotated as calcium and integrin-binding family member 2-like. The coding region runs from base 704 to 1267 and encodes 187 amino acids. The record is from RefSeq and is a predicted model, not a curated record. NCBI's taxonomy places the organism in Eukaryota, Metazoa, Chordata, Actinopteri, Pleuronectiformes, Scophthalmidae. Gene Ontology annotation, molecular function: calcium ion binding. The transcript is spliced from 6 exons.